Messenger RNA from Theobroma umbraticum, 831 nucleotides. RefSeq lists its product as uncharacterized. The record is from RefSeq and is a predicted model, not a curated record. Lineage: Eukaryota; Viridiplantae; Streptophyta; Magnoliopsida; Malvales; Malvaceae. Gene Ontology annotation, molecular function: calcium ion binding.
AUAGGAGAUCGUAUCAGACUUACCAGUUUCAACAUUGCAUUUCCUACAGCAAUAUCCAAGGAUGUCGAAAUUGAGUUUUAUCGAGUUCAAAUAUGGAGGGCUUCCGAGGAAGUUGUCAAGAAAACCAACUCAGUUGAGCAUCACCAAGGAAAGGCAACAGUCUAACGUGUCUUCAAGGACUUAUCAGCCAAAUGCGGAAGAGAUGAAAUGGGUGUUCGACAAAUUUGACACCAACAGAGAUGGUAAGAUCUCGAUGGAGGAGUACAAGUCAGCUCUGAAAGUACUAGGCAAAGGAAUGGCGGAAACAGAAGUGGCAAAUGCAUUUCGUUCAAUUGACACCGAUGGGGAUGGCUUCAUCGACUUCAAGGAGUUCAUUGAAAUGAUGCGUAACAUGGGAGAAGGGAUCAAUGCCAAUGAUAUCCAAAGUGCAUUUCGGGUGUAUGAUUUGGAUGGCAAUGGGAAAAUAAGCGCAGAGGAACUGAUGGAGGUGCUUAAGAAGAUGGGAGAGAGGUGUAGCUUGGAAGCUUGUCGCAAAAUGAUUCGAGGGGUUGAUGCUGAUGGGGAUGGUUUGAUCGAUAUAAAUGAAUUUAUUACCAUGAUGACUCGCACCAUGAAGCCAUCUCAGUGAUGCUGCGUCAUGCCCUUUAAAAUGGGAAACUAACCCCAAUAUCGUACGGGUAAGUUAAUGGCAGCAGGCGGAUAUGUCAAAAUCUUGUUUUCCUAGUUCAUCUUUUCUACAUUUCUAGUUACUAUAUAUCUAAUAAGGGACAUAUCAGGCUACUAACUUCGAAUCUCUAGUCCUUUCUUAAAUAGACGACUAAGUAAACACUU